Branchiostoma belcheri (Belcher's lancelet) is the source of this 754-nucleotide messenger RNA. RefSeq lists its product as uncharacterized. Bases 41 to 583 code for a protein of 180 amino acids. Lineage: Eukaryota; Metazoa; Chordata; Leptocardii; Amphioxiformes; Branchiostomatidae. The transcript is spliced from 5 exons. The record is from RefSeq and is a predicted model, not a curated record.
CAGCUACACCGACAUCGCAACCACACACUGGGUUUAGAGAAUGGAUAACGGCAAACUAGGGGACAUAAUAAUUCACGACCUGUGGAUGACGUCAUCACCCGCCGGUUUGGGAGGAAAGUUCGUGAAAAAUAAACAUGCUGACGUCACGGUUCAUAUUAUCUGGAGCCUGAAUGGCCGGAAAGAAAAGAGCAAACUUUGCACGACACAGGAGGAAAUUGUGUCGGACGAAUUGUGCAGAAGGAAAAGAGAUAUAAAGCCGGCCACAUUUGAGGGGGUGCUGCGGUGCAUGGAGGACAUCUUGUCGGUGGAGGAGGGCCGCAGGCCCGCGUCUUUUCUCGUGGGGCCGGCCGGGCAGACCGUCCGGAGACUUGAUGUCUGGGACACGCCAGUGGUUUCCAAAAAUAUCGGAGCAAUAAAACCCAGAGGCCUAAGCCUGUUGAAGAGAGUGGUCCAGUGUUUCGGCCGCCGUCUGCGAAAGUUAAGAAAGAGAGGGCAGCCGAGCGUCCACAACCGGAACCGGAGGGCCAGCAACAUGGACUUUCAGACCUGUUACAAUGUAUAUGUCACAACUAUGUUAAUAUAGAUAAAUGUAACGUAUUGUUAACCGUGCCUUGAACAAAUCUUGAAUUCGCUACCAUCUUAAUGAUUAUGAGCUGCUAAUUUUGUCAAGACCUACCAUGACCAUCCAUUCAUAGAUUUUAUAACAAUAAUAAAUGUAUCUACUUCAUAAUAGUGGUCUAUGAUACUAAACAAU